Messenger RNA from Malania oleifera, 2023 nucleotides. Its product is annotated as sialyltransferase-like protein 2. The transcript has 12 exons. The record is from RefSeq and is a predicted model, not a curated record. Gene Ontology annotation, molecular function: sialyltransferase activity. NCBI's taxonomy places the organism in Eukaryota, Viridiplantae, Streptophyta, Magnoliopsida, Santalales, Ximeniaceae. Bases 238 to 1560 code for a protein of 440 amino acids.
GCGGCUUUACUAAAGUCGGGCCUGUAAUCGGCUUCCGAUGGGAAAACGGCCCGCUGCUCGUUCUGAAAUGCUUCUGGAAGCGUGAUUGAAAUCGUGCUGGUGCUAACAGAUACACACGAGCACGCGGCUCCAGUCUCUGGAUCGAAUUCAUUCGCUCCCUCCCCUUCUUCUCCAGAUUCGCAAAGACAACUAGGGUUUUCUGCGUUCUUCUUCAUUCGCUGCUCGAUUUUUCAUUCGAUGAGGCUCUUGCAAUUCGGUUUAUUGCUAGCUUUGGCUUCUGGAUUCGCAGCUAUUCUCAUCUACAUCACUGGAGUAUCCAAUCUAUACGGGAAAUCUUCCAUUUCAGACGAAGAUUUGGAAGCAUUGCAAUCCCUCCAAAGCGGUUUUCAGAAGUGCGUGAGAGCAAAUGGGUUAGGUUUGCAAGCUGUGAGUGGGAAAGAUUAUUGUGAAGUCACAAUUAAUUUUCCGAGUGACACCGUCCCAAAGUGGAGAGAUCUGAAAACAGGAGAACUUGAAGGUUUAUCAUUUGAUUUUAAUCUUUGUGAGGCUGUGGCUACAUGGGAACAGGUUCGUAAUAGUAGCACUAUCCUAACGAAGGAGUUCAUUGAUGCUUUACCGAAUGGAUGGGAGGAAUAUGCAUGGCGUAGGAUUAAUAAAGGAGUGCUUCUCAACCACUGUAAGAAUAAGACGCUUUGCAUGGAAAAACUUUCUCUGGUACUCCCUGAAACACCACCAUAUUUUCCACGGCAGUUUGGUCGGUGUGCUGUUAUUGGUAAUUCAGGAGAUCUUUUGAAGACAAGACUUGGCAAGGAGAUAGAUGGUUAUGAUGUUGUUAUUAGAGAAAAUGGUGCACCAAUCCAGAAUUAUACAGAGUUUGUUGGCAAGAAAAGUACAUUUCGCCUGCUUAAUAGAGGAUCAGCCAAAGCUCUUGAUAAAGUGGUAGAAUUAGAUGAAACUCGGAAGGAGGUUUUGAUCAUUAAAACAACAGUUCAUGACAUCAUGAGCAAAAUGAUCCGGGAAGUUCCAAUACACAAUCCUGUAUAUCUUAUGUUAGGCGCAUCCUUUGGCUCUGCAGCAAAAGGAACUGGGCUCAAGGCUCUUGAAUUUGCUCUUUCAAUUUGUGAAUCUGUGGAUAUGUAUGGUUUCACUGUGGAUCCUGGUUACAAGGAAUGGACUCGAUAUUUCUCAGAAUCUCGAAAAGGUCAUACACCUCUACAGGGUAGGGCUUACUACCAGAUGAUGGAGUGCUUGGGUCUUAUCAAAAUCCAUUCUCCUAUGCGAGCAAAUCCAAAUCGUGUUGUGAAGUGGGUGCCAAGCCGAAGCAUGAUUAGUGCUGCUAGAAUUGCGUCUGAGAAAUUGUUGAGAAGAGUUGGAGCAGGAUCUGGCGACCCGCUAAAUGCAUGUUCAAUUAUUAAGAAACAAGUUAAGAGAAAGCCUGCACAAACUUUUAGACUCAAAAGGGCUGUUGUUCAGCAUCAGAAUUUUGUUAAAGGUGCAACCAUGUACCCACUGGAGCAUAGUCCUGGACACGGUCUGCUUUGCACGGUGCCAACCGGCUGAACCUGUGGAAACUGGACAUGAUAUGCUAUGUGAGGCACUUCCUGAAAGACACAGCAUGAAACAAAUUUUUUGUAGGUCACACUGUACAUUGGACACUGGCUAGUGGUUUCAACGAGAAGAACUGCGUGCUAAGUCCAUUUAUACUCCUAGAAACAGCUGCAUCCAUCCUGCUCUUCAAAAUUUUGAAAGCAUUGCAGUUCUCACAUUUCUUCCUUUAUGAAGUGCUCACAGUUUUCCCUUCUGUUUGUCGAUGAGGAAAAUGUAAGAAAAUGCCAGAAAUGAAGAAUAUUCAAAAUUUAUCUGAUGCCUUAGACUGUAGUAUUGUUCUUUAGCAUUGCGAGCAACAUUAAUGAUAUUGAUGUAUAAUGGUUCUUAUUCCCAUUUUUGUGGAUUAUCAUCUGAUACCUAAACUUUCUUGUUUCUUCUUAAACUUUUAUCAAAUCCUGCCCGAACUUUUUGUUCC